CUUGAUAAAUGGAAAAUUAGGCAGCUAACAUGAGGACUGCCAUUGUUUUGUUUUCACUGGUGCUCGUUGCCUUCGCCUACACUAAAGGUGAAGAAUUAAAGUUGGCAGAGCCAUGUAAUCCAGAAGCAUGCAAACUACCAAGCUGCAGAUGUUCAUCGUCCGCUAUUCCUGGAAACUUAGAGCCGAGAGAUACUCCUCAGUUCGUCCUCCUCACUUUCGACGAUGGUAUCAACGUUAACAAUGUUCCACUUUACCGUAGUCUUCUCUACAACCGAGUCAAUAAAAAUAAAUGCAACAUUGGAGUAACAUUCUUUGUCAACCAUGAGUACACAGAUUAUAGUUUGGUCAAUGAACUCUACAACCGUGGCUUUGAAAUUGCUCUACAUUCAAUUACUCACAAAACUGACACAGAAUACUGGAGAGAAGCUUCUUACGAAACUCUGAUGAGAGAAUUCGCUGAUCAGAGAAGGCAAAUGGCUCACUUUGCAAAUAUUCCAAUCAGUGCACUUCAAGGCCUUCGCAGUCCUUUCCUUCAAAUGUCUGGAAAUUCAACUUACCAAAUGAUGAAUAGUGCUGGUCUCCGUUACGAUUUAAGUUGGCCUACUAUUAGAUUCACUGACCCCGGUCUAUGGCCCUACACUCUUCACUAUCAAUCUACUCAAGAUUGCAUCGUACCUCCAUGCCCUACCGCAUCCAUCCCUGGUCCUUGGAUAUUGCCUAUGGUUGCUUGGACUGAUAUGCAAGGAUUCCCAUGCUCAAUGGUAGACACAUGCUUCUACAAUCCAGGUUCAGACAACGAAGAAGGAUGGUUUAAAUUCAUCCUUGAAAACUUUGAAAGGCACUACCUCAAUAACCGCGCUCCUUUCGGUUUCUAUAUUCAUGAAUGGUAUAUCCGCGUGAACCCUGGUUUACAGAGAGCGUUUACCCGUUUCUUGAAUAUGAUCAACAAUCUUAACGACGUAUUCAUGGUUAAUGGCAAUGAUGUUAUUGAUUGGGUGCAAAACCCUAUCCCGGUUAAUGAAUAUGUGAAGAAAGAUUGCAAAAGAUUAAAUCCAGCUGCCUGCAGACCUACAAGCUGCGGUCCAAUACAAAGUGAUCACAAUCCUACGUCUUACUACAUGACAAUCUGCAACAGAUGUCCGCGUAGAUAUCCCUGGAUAAACAAUCCUCUCGGAGAAUAAUUUUUUUAAAGAGAAGUAACGACAACAUUCUUGAAAAUAAAUUAACUU
This is a messenger RNA of Vanessa atalanta (red admiral), 1229 nucleotides long. RefSeq names its product chitin deacetylase 8-like. The coding region runs from base 30 to 1181 and encodes 383 amino acids. Lineage: Eukaryota; Metazoa; Arthropoda; Insecta; Lepidoptera; Nymphalidae. The transcript is spliced from 6 exons. The record is from RefSeq and is a predicted model, not a curated record. Gene Ontology annotation, molecular function: hydrolase activity, acting on carbon-nitrogen (but not peptide) bonds. Gene Ontology annotation, biological process: carbohydrate metabolic process.